Arabidopsis thaliana (thale cress) is the source of this 1338-nucleotide messenger RNA. It is a transcript of the gene ARA-2, whose product is annotated as Ras-related small GTP-binding family protein. The record is from RefSeq and is marked reviewed. Gene Ontology annotation, cellular component: plasma membrane. NCBI's taxonomy places the organism in Eukaryota, Viridiplantae, Streptophyta, Magnoliopsida, Brassicales, Brassicaceae. Gene Ontology annotation, molecular function: GTPase activity; GTP binding. The transcript has 2 exons. Bases 195 to 845 code for a protein of 216 amino acids.
AUCAUCUUUUUAAAAAUUUAAACUUUUUCUGUUCAAAAACAAAAAGAAGAAGAAAAAAGGGUGAUUUAGAGCCAACCCGACAAAAGCUUUCAUCGUCAUCAUCUGAAUCAUUAAUUCAUUAUCAUCAAAUAAUACAGCAGCAAGCAACACAGUAAAACCCAAUUCCCUAAUCCCAAAAUUCGAUCUCUCAUCUGAUGGCUGGUUACAGAGCCGAUGAAGAGUACGAUUACCUCUUCAAGCUCGUGUUGAUCGGCGACUCUGGUGUCGGCAAAUCGAAUCUGCUCUCUCGGUUCACCAAGAACGAGUUCAAUCUCGAAUCCAAGUCUACUAUUGGUGUUGAGUUCGCUACCAAAACCACUAAAGUCGAAGGCAAAGUCGUCAAAGCUCAGAUUUGGGAUACUGCUGGUCAAGAGAGAUACCGAGCAAUCACAAGCGCUUAUUACAGAGGAGCUGUUGGUGCUUUGCUUAUUUACGACGUGACAAGGCACGCAACAUUUGAGAAUGCAGCAAGAUGGCUAAGGGAACUAAGAGGACACACAGACCCAAACAUAGUGGUGAUGCUUAUAGGGAACAAGUGCGAUCUGCGUCACUUGGUGGCAGUCAAAACAGAAGAGGCUAAAGCCUUUGCUGAGAGAGAAUCCCUCUAUUUCAUGGAGACUUCAGCUCUAGACGCAACCAAUGUUGAAAACGCAUUCACGGAAGUGCUCACUCAGAUCCACAAGAUAGUGAGCAAAAGAAGUGUUGAUGGAGGAGGAGAGUCGGCUGAUUUACCGGGAAAAGGAGAGACGAUAAACGUUAAAGAAGACGGAUCGGUUCUUAAGAGAAUGGGUUGCUGCUCUAACUAGAGUGGGGGGAUUGUAGAUUUGGCUUGAUUUGGUUAGGGUGAGACAACAAAUGAUAAUCUCUUUGGGUCUUGCAAUCAAAAAAGAAAUAAGAAACGAUUACUUUUAAGAUCAUGUGUAUGCUUUGGUAACUUUGGCCUGUAAGGUCCUUUAAAAUUUAAGUACAUGAUUGGUAAUUUGUUUUCAACACUCCCACCACUUGUAAUUUGUAAACUUGUAAUAAACUGAAGAAAUGCAAAUCAUCACCUACGUAACAUUUCGAAAAUAGAUCUAGCGACUUUUAAUUUAAGAGGAUGAUUAUUUAUCCCUCUAGUCUUUUGUGUUGAGAGAAGAAAACAAAAAAACAUCUGUAGCUAAUCUUUUGGACAUGACAUGGUUUAAUAUUAUCACCUCGUUUUUCUUUUGUCUCUACGUAUCUGUCAGAAUUGUUUUACAGACAAAAACAUAUACAAAAAUACACGAGGAACAGUGUCUCUCUCCACUCUCCAGGCUACGG